AUGUAUGGGGGAUACCAACGGGUGCCAUCCGGCAUUGACGGCCCGGAUGUCGUCCUGCCAGGCUCGCCAGGACCAAGCAGCCCCGCCUCCGAGUCAUCAUUUAAUGAAAAGCAGCCAACAGCCGAUAUUUUUCAGCAGUCUUUCGCUGAUGUUUCAGUAAAGCUACGAGCAUACGGCAGGUCUCGCGGACGAUGGCUGUACGACAUAUCACGUUGCGUGGGCGGAACCGCCCUUGCUCCAGUCCUCCCCAGCUUCCUUCGCCCACGAGCAACAAGUGAGGGUGGCGCUGUCAGCUCAGGAUCCGCAUCGAACGUCAACAGCAUCUCCACUUUGGACGGGGUGAGGGGAUACGCCUGCUUUUUCGUCUUCAACUUCCACUUUCUCUUCAUGUACACGUCGACCGUGAAUCAUGGAUAUGGCUCGGACCCGUCGCAGCUCUGGAUACAUCAGCUGCCGAUUAUCAAAAUUCUCUACUGCGGACGGGCUAUGGUGAGCGUCUUUUUCGUGCUCUCGGGUUACGUUCUCUCUCGAAAGCCCCUGAUGGCCUUACGGUCGCAGUCGUACGACUCAAUGCUGCAGACUCUCUCAUCAUCCAUCUUCCGCCGCGGCAUCAGGCUCUUCCUUCCUACCCUAAUCAGCACCUUUAUCAUCCUACUGAUUGUCCGAACCGGCUGGUUUCAAAGAGGAAGAGAGGUUGGGGAGGACGGGGUGACGUUGGCCUUCUUCGAACACCACGUGGUCACUUAUGACACAUGGCAGGAACAAGCGUGGGACUAUUUCAAUUUCAUACGCAACUACAUCGACUUCACCAACUGGGGAGAGUGGUACAAUCUGUACGACCCACACGUUUGGACGAUCCCGCUCGAAUAUCGCGCCAGCAUGGUUCUCUUCCUGAACCUCAUCUGCCUGUCUCGCGCGCGCACCGCCUGGCGCCUCGCAUUUACGGUGUCUUUCAUAAUCUUCUGCGCCCGCUGGGCCCGCUUCGAGGUCGUGUUAUUUCUGUCCGGCUCCCUGCUGGCCGAGCUCGACCUCAUCACAAACACCUGGGGCACGCCAGCGCAUCGUCAGCCCUCCUUCCUUCCCGUCACAACGAACCCGAUCACCCCACCCCUACCAGCCAUCGCGCCCAUCAGCGAAAAGGCCCCGGCAGCAUGGUCCUCCUCCUCCUCCUCAUCCCCCGUCCACAGCGGCCCCCUCACCUUCUUCCACCUCUCCAUAUUCACACUCGCCCUCUACCUCCUCUCCUACCCGGACGACUUCGCCAACGUCACGCCGGGCUACGUCCUGCUCUCGGAGUACAUGCCCGACGCGUACCGCCCCAGCUGCCCCUACCGCUUCUGGCAGUCCGUCGGCGCCGUGCUCGCCCUCUACGCCGUCUGCAACUGCCGGCCGCUGCGCCGCCCGUUCCAGACGCCGCUGGCGCAGUACCUCGGCAGCAUCAGCUACGCCUUCUACCUCGUCCACGGGCCCGUGCUGCACAGCGUCGGCCUCGUGCUCAUGCGCGCCAUCUUCAAGCGCGCCGGCCGGUACAACGUCGUCCUGGAGCAGGUGCCGGACGGUUUGCCUGAGGGGUUCGCGGAGGGGACCACGGAAGGGUUGCCCGAGGGGUGGCCGAUGAAGGUGUUGGUGAAGAUGACGGAUAGUGGGCAGCUGGGGAACAUGGGCUUCGUGGGAUGCUUGUUCGUGGGCUAUGUGGUGUUGCUGACGAUGAGUGUGUGGUUGGCUGAUUUGUUCUGGCGGGCAGUUGAUAUUCCCGUGGUGAAGCUGGCACGCGCGUUGGAGAAUAAGGUGAGGAAGAGAGAUUGA
Lasiodiplodia theobromae is the source of this 1806-nucleotide messenger RNA. RefSeq names its product Acyltransferase protein. Gene Ontology annotation, molecular function: acyltransferase activity, transferring groups other than amino-acyl groups. NCBI's taxonomy places the organism in Eukaryota, Fungi, Ascomycota, Dothideomycetes, Botryosphaeriales, Botryosphaeriaceae. Gene Ontology annotation, cellular component: membrane. Gene Ontology annotation, biological process: polysaccharide biosynthetic process. The record is from RefSeq and is a predicted model, not a curated record. The coding region runs from base 1 to 1806 and encodes 601 amino acids. The transcript has a single exon.